Messenger RNA from Strongylus vulgaris, 896 nucleotides. The record is from the annotation of a GenBank genome assembly. NCBI's taxonomy places the organism in Eukaryota, Metazoa, Nematoda, Chromadorea, Rhabditida, Strongylidae.
GUAAAGUGGAAAAGCAAGCCCCAGAAGUGACAGUCACAAUUCAAAUGAGCAUGGACGAUGAAACUUCCUCGACAUUUUCAGAAUCACAUACUCCAAACCCUCCUCAUAGAAACCUUCCAGAAAGAUGGAGGGGUCUUGUUGCAAGUGUAGAUGAGGAGACAAGCACAACUCUGACGGAAGAAUCUGCAAAAACUGAAACGAGCACAACACAACAGGUGGAAAACGAUUCCGCAAGUGCAGCUUCCACUACUGUGGACAGUAAGGUUAAAGAAGCAGUAGCUUCAACUACUGAAGCAGGUUCUAGUGCAGUUAGCAUCGAGCUUUCAACCACUCUGCCAGCAACAACGUCAACCAUCGCACCACUUUCAUCACCGGGUGUCAAAGAACCUCUUGUCACCUCUACAGUAAUCUCUACUGCAGUUAGUAUCAAGCUUUCAACCACUCUGCCAGCAACAACGUCAACCAUCGCACCACUUUCAUCACCAGGUGUCGAAGAACCUCUUGUCACCUCUACAGUAAUCUCUACGUCAACAUCUGAUGUGCCUACGACUUCUGGCCAGCACAGCUCUUCAAGUGAAGAAAGAGUUACCACACCUCUUAAUUCAGAGUCGAACGAUGGCGAGUCUGUUACAGUUGCGAAGAAAUCGGAAGAUAGUACGGUAUUGACAUCGACAGCGACUUCUAGUCUCUCCGAGUCGACAACUACGUUAGGAGAGAAUUCAGAUAAGAGUACUGUGGAAGGGGGUGCCCCGGAAGUCCAGUCUUCCACCUCUCCGAACACAGUAACUGCUUCUACUCUUACCAGUACAGAAGAAGUUACAGAACAGACCACAACAACAACAAUGGAGCAACCUGAAGGUGCCACAUCCACUGAUGCGACACACGCUGAAGUUGAG